AUGUCUCACAUGAACAAAGUUCGUAUUGUUGGUUCAUAUUUAUCUCCAUAUGUAAGAAAAGUAUUAGUGUGCUUAUCUAUUAAAGGUAUUCCAUAUGAAAUUGAUCCAAUAAUACCAUUUUAUGGCAAUGAAGAAUUUUCUAAACUUUCUCCUCUUCGUCGUAUUCCAGUAUUCACAGAUGAUAAAGUUACAUUAUGUGAUUCAUCUGUUAUAUGUCAAUAUUUAGAAGAUCGUUAUCCAAGUUCAAAUUUCGUUUCAAUCUAUCCAAAUGAUAUUGUCAAUCGAGCUAAAGCAAAGAUGGUUGUUAUUAAACCGUUUGUUUGGAAGAAAAAAAGCGAUCAAACAAUAGUUGAUCGUUCAUUAAAUGUUGAAAUUCCAAAAGUGCUACAAUAUUUAGAAUAA
Rotaria socialis is the source of this 402-nucleotide messenger RNA. The record is from the annotation of a GenBank genome assembly. NCBI's taxonomy places the organism in Eukaryota, Metazoa, Rotifera, Eurotatoria, Philodinida, Philodinidae.